Molecule: messenger RNA, 1214 nt
Organism: Lathyrus oleraceus (garden pea)
Lineage: Eukaryota; Viridiplantae; Streptophyta; Magnoliopsida; Fabales; Fabaceae
Product: MADS-box protein EJ2
Exons: 8
Coding region: 248-943 (231 amino acids)
Biological process (GO): positive regulation of transcription by RNA polymerase II
Cellular component (GO): nucleus
Molecular function (GO): RNA polymerase II transcription regulatory region sequence-specific DNA binding; protein dimerization activity; DNA-binding transcription factor activity
Source: RefSeq, a predicted model, not a curated record
UGUUAUAGUUGGCUUAGUUUCAGGUGUUAUAGACCUAGAUAUCUUUCAUUAUGCUGAUUAAGCAAUUAUAUCUGUGACUACACAACAAACACAUAAGUCAACUUUUUUUCCAUAUAACUUUCUACUCUUAUUUCUUCUUCCAUUUGCACUAUUGUUUUAUCCUUUUUGUAACCUAAACAAAUAAACCAUUUAAGAAAGCAUUCUCAUCUCUUAACCAAUACAGGAAAGAGAGCAAGAGAGAACAAAAAUGGGAAGAGGGAGAGUUGAACUAAAGAGGAUAGAGAACAAAAUUAACAGACAAGUCACUUUUGCAAAGAGAAGAAAUGGUGUACUCAAAAAAGCUUAUGAGCUUUCAAUCCUUUGUGAUGCUGAAGUUGCUCUCAUCAUCUUCUCCAACCGUGGCAAACUCUAUGAAUUCAGCAGCACCUCCUGCAUGAUGAAAACAUUGGAGAAAUACCACAAGUACAGCUACAAUGCACUAGAGACCAAUCAACCAGUCAAUGAUGCUCAGAAUUACCAGGAAUAUGUGAGAUUAAAAGCAAAUGUAGAAAUCUUACAACGUUCACAAAGGAACCUUCUUGGAGAAGAUAUUGCACAAAUGAAUACAAGUGAACUCCAGCAGAUUGAGAAUCAAUUAGAGGCAGCACUUAAGAAUAUAAGAUCUACAAAGACUCAAUUCAUGCUUGAUCAACUAGCUGAUCUUCACAACCGGGAAACAGUGCUUGUUGAAACAAAUCAUGCAUUAAGAAGUAAGUUGGAAGAAAAUAAUGAAUCUAGUAUCCAUCACACACGCUUUCAUCCUCAAUCAGAGGGAUUUUUUCACCCUGUGGGAGUGAAUUCCAACUUGCAAAUUGGAUACAAUAUGAUGGGUUCUUCUUCUGAUGUAAACGUUGGAGCUUCAUCCUUAAGUAUGAAUGGAUUCUCCACUGGCUGGAUGCUUUGAUGACACAUUGAAUUAUCGUACCAUAAAGUAAAGAUUAAUUAAAAGGAUAUGGUAACGAAUAUUUCUAGCAUUAUUCAUCAGUGUUUACAUAAAGAGAAAGAAAAUGAUUGAUUAUGUCAACAACAGAAGAAAAAACAAAAAGAAAAAUGCUUUGUUUAAUCAUUAUUAAUCGAUGCUUAUGUAAAUAAAAAAUGGCGACUAGUAUUGUCGUGAAAAUUUGUGAACCAACAACGUUGCAUAUUGAUAUUUAUAUUGAUUCAAUGAUUCCAAA